CCCUCGGCCCAUUGGCACCACUGGAAUAAACGAUACGUCGUCAUAAAUUUCAAGCAUUGUGAGUUAAGGUUAAAAUGCUAGUCUUCGAUUUAUAGAACAAAAAAAAUGAAGCGGAAUUUUUCGAAACGUUUCCUUAUAAACGAAACUUUGGGAAAAGUGAAAGAUCGCGAGGGCAUGACGGAUCAUAUCGCGGCCUCCUAUUGACCAACGGAUUGGAGUUUUAAAAGCACAACUACAGAUUUAGACAAAAUGGAUUCAAUUCCUAAACAGGCAGAAGAACCGAAAGCUCCUGAUAAGAAUUCAAUUAUUCGUCAGAACGAAAAGGAUUUUAGUAAUAGGUUUAAGGCUGUGGGAGACAAUGAUUGUGAUAAAACGAGACUGAGUAGUGGGCAGGACUCUACCGUUUCCUCCUUGGACGAAACUGGAUUAAAGGCACUAUUAGAUGAGGCCAUUGCGUAUAGAACUCCCAAUGAUGUUCAAGGAAAAAGUGAUCUUUUUAAGGAGUUAUUACAUUGUGCGGAGACUGAAAAUAAAUUUUCUGGAAUGGAGCGACCUGAAAGGCACAAUCGAAAAUUGAGAAGGCGACAAGGAUUCGGGAGUAAGAAAGAUUGUGACAAAACGAAUACGCACGGAUCCUUACAAGAUUUGGCUCAAGUGCACAAUCUAGUCCCUAACCAAGACGAGUUUUGCAAAUCACACGCUAAGAAUAACAGCAGACAGAGGCUUAGUUCAUGGAAAAGCGGUGGACAGGACAUAAAUAUGAUCCCUUACAAGGAGGAGGAUUAUUCAUCUAUAAUAAACAAUGGGAACUAUGGUUCAUUUACAAAUUUCUAUAAGCUGCAACAAUUCAUCUCAAAUGAAACCAACAUUUAUAAAGUUGUUGACGAUCAAACUGGAGCAUCUCCUUAUAGUUGCCCUGAGAAAAAGUCUUGUGAUGAAAAUAGUCAGACUGCAGAAGAUGGAGUGAAGACGAUAAUAAAAACUGUUACUGAUGAAAAAGAGAAAAGUUUAUUGAUUGCUGAAGCACUGAACCGUGAAGGGUUGAUUGAAAAGAAAAAUCUGGAUGAAAAUGGUAAUGCUCUUGGCAAUAAUCUUGAAUUCAAGAGAAAACGCCGAGGAGUAAAGGCAAAGAAUGACAAGAACACAAUUUUAUCACAACACAUUGAGGGACAUAGAAGUGAUAUUGCUCAAGAUAUAGAUGCUUUGAUGAAAUAUAUUGAGUCGCCCACUCAUGGUGAAGACAAAAGAGGAAGGCAGAUGAAUUUCACAAAAAAUUCUGGACAUAUUGCUAGCAAACUUCAGCCACGAGAUAAGAGCUCGGAAACAUUGAGAAAAGGUCGUAAAAGUAAAGAUACGCAAUUUCAUAAAAGCAACAGUCUAGAAGAAGUUUCAGUUUCAAAGUUUGAAGAUCUCACUCAGAGCGAGGUGAAGAAAAGUGAAACACAACAGGAUAUCAAAUCUUUGCCUUUGAAACUUGAAAAUAAAACAGAAUGUCAAAAGGUAGAACAAAAAUCAUGCCCGACAAAACUCGACAAGAACAAUUUAGAAAAGGGAAAUAAAAUAAAUCCAAAACCUGACUCUAACGUUAUUAUGAUUGAAAAUAUUAUGCCAAGAAAAGAGGAUCCUGAACUUCAAGAUGCUGAAUUCCAUACCGUCACAAAAAAACAAAAGAAAAGGAAAAAUAUUUUCUUUGUAAACAGGAAUAGGGGAAGGGAGCAACAUCAAUAUGGCCACAAGCAAGAAUAUAGACAUGACUACAAAAACUUUUAUGCUCAUGACAACAAACAAAGAGGUGGACUAUAUUCAUUUAAAAGAAAAAAUGAUUACCAUAGGAGAAAAUCUACAUCGUCAGUUCCGUCUUCAGAAAAGUCUGGUGAAAGUUCCGACUUAGACAGUGUCCAUUCUUUGCCUGUCUCUAGUACCAAGGUUAAAAGGAAUGAAAUGAAUUUGGAAACAAGAGCAAAUAGUAAUCACACAUCUUAUGCUGACAUAAUUAAGGCUGUACCAACACCUUCUAAACAGGUCAAUGAGUCCUCUUACAUCUCAGAAUCUUGUGAUAAAACAUCUGGUUCAAAUGAUGUUAUUGAACCUAAUGAACCUGUACCAUCCGUUAUGGUAUCACUGCCAAAGAAACGUGAAAAAAAUAGCUUUAGUCCUAUUUGCAGCCCUCAAGAUUAUCCACCUUUGUUACAUAUUGGGGAUUCAAAUCAGGUUAACUCCAGCAGUCAUAGUAGAACUAACACCAGUAACAAUCAGAGUACUUCAAGUAAUUUGAUUAGCACAGCUCCAAGUACUGCAAACGAUAGUGCAAAUAAAACAUCAAAUAGUUCAAAUGACAUGUUUGUGGAAUUUACUUUGGUUGUUCCUCCUAAGGAUAAAUAUGUAAAUAAGUGUGUGAAUGUGGAAGAGACAGUGUAUGUAAAAAUUAAACCCAGUGAUAAUGUUACCCCUGCUCCUCCACCUGGUGAAGAAACAGUACCAAAACGGCCUCCUGUGAUACUUUUGAGCCGAACUAAGGAAAGGCCAAUAGUUAAUGACUUAGAAUUUGGUUUUGAGAUUAAUGAACAGCUGUUGCAAGGUGAAGAAGAAUUGGCUGUUAAAAAGAAACCCACUGUAGAAAAUUCUCACUUGAAUCAGUGUAAGGACAAUUAUUAUGCUAACGUAAUGAAAGCAACUUCAAAUGGAGACAUCGACAGCAUAAUCAAAUUUAUUUCAUCAGAUUGGGAGUACAUACAGAGUGGACUUGCAGGAGAAGUGAAGUACUUUUCUGGAUAAUUAUUGUUACUGAGUUUAAAAUUGUACAUUCUUCAAUAAAAUGAUUAAUUUUACUUUCUUCCCUUUUCUCACUGUUAAAGGAAGAUCUCACCGAUUUUUUCGCUUUUAAGGUACGUUUUAAAACUAAUAUUACUUUGUAUUUGGAAAUGUAUGUAUACAAGUUUUCAUAUUAAAUACAAAUUCUUUGUAUAUUGGAUAUUAUUAUUUUAUUCCACGGAAGAAAAUAUAUAUAUGUUCUAUUGAGUAUAUUUAAUCAUUUAACAUUGUCUUCUACUGGUUUAUUUUUAGCCAAUUUUAUACUAAAAGAAAUGCAAUGACCGAACUGGAAUUAUAUUAAAAAAAUAAUGUUAUAAUUUUUUUAUACUAAGCAGAGACCCAUUCACUGCCCUAAAGUAUUUAUUAAAACCUUCCAAUUUUUCUAAGCAAUAACCAUAUAUAUCGACUAUAUAAAUAUAUAUAUAUAUAUAUAUAUAUA
This is a messenger RNA of Cimex lectularius (bed bug), 3250 nucleotides long. RefSeq lists its product as uncharacterized. The coding region runs from base 250 to 2775 and encodes 841 amino acids. The record is from RefSeq and is a predicted model, not a curated record. Lineage: Eukaryota; Metazoa; Arthropoda; Insecta; Hemiptera; Cimicidae. The transcript is spliced from 10 exons.